Periophthalmus magnuspinnatus is the source of this 2215-nucleotide messenger RNA. It is a transcript of the gene csnk1a1, whose product is annotated as casein kinase 1, alpha 1. The transcript has 10 exons. Gene Ontology annotation, cellular component: cytoplasm; nucleus. NCBI's taxonomy places the organism in Eukaryota, Metazoa, Chordata, Actinopteri, Gobiiformes, Gobiidae. Gene Ontology annotation, molecular function: ATP binding; protein serine/threonine kinase activity. Bases 538 to 1551 code for a protein of 337 amino acids. The record is from RefSeq and is a predicted model, not a curated record. Gene Ontology annotation, biological process: peptidyl-serine phosphorylation; negative regulation of canonical Wnt signaling pathway; signal transduction.
CGGAAACCAGGGACAGAGGGGCAGAGAAGACAAGAUGGCGGAGUGAAUGGGCUGCGCCGUACUUUUUGCAGCGACCCUUUACUUCACAGCGUACGAUCGAAGGACAAAAUAAUAAAAACCGGAUACAUCAUCGGAGAGGAAGUAAAGGGGCGAGGAGAAGGAGUAUAUUUUUGUACUCUGGCCGAUCGACGACAGCGUUAGCUCAAUGCUAACACCAGCUAGCACUGCUCAGAUUAGCCUCUGCGCCGAGCUGCUUUUGGGUGGUUUCUGUGGGCCUCAGCUUGGGCCGACCCGGGGCUUGGCUUAUUUAUUAUAAAACGUAGGUAACUGGUUAAUAUGUACAGCAACAAUAAUAAGUAACGACACGACAUAAGCAGUUGUUGAUCAGGCUGGGUUCUUCGCCUUGGCCCUAAGUGUCCGUCUGUCACCAGGUUUGGAGUUUGUUCCACACGUUCUAUGUUUGACCGACACUUGGGAUCGAUUGAGAAACAUUUUGUAUCGUGAAAUCGGUGGAGAUUGACAUUAUCAGGGAACAGUAUGGCGAGUAGCAGUGGUUCUAAAGCCGAGUUCAUCGUCGGUGGUAAAUACAAGCUCGUAAGAAAAAUCGGAUCGGGAUCUUUCGGUGACAUAUAUCUGGCCAUCAACAUCACAAAUGGAGAGGAGGUAGCAGUAAAAUUGGAAUCACAGAAAGCCAGGCAUCCACAGUUGCUAUAUGAAAGCAAACUGUACAAAAUCUUACAAGGAGGUGUUGGGAUCCCACACAUAAGGUGGUAUGGCCAGGAGAAGGACUACAAUGUUCUAGUCAUGGACCUACUGGGACCCAGUCUGGAGGACCUAUUCAACUUUUGCUCUCGACGCUUUACCAUGAAGACAGUUCUUAUGCUGGCAGACCAGAUGAUCAGCAGAAUCGAGUAUGUGCACACAAAAAACUUCAUCCACAGAGAUAUUAAACCAGACAACUUUCUCAUGGGCAUCGGCCGUCACUGUAACAAGUUAUUCCUUAUCGACUUUGGCUUGGCAAAGAAGUACAGAGAUAACCGGACGCGGCAGCACAUCCCAUACAGAGAAGACAAGAAUCUGACCGGCACAGCUCGUUAUGCCUCCAUCAAUGCACAUCUGGGCAUCGAGCAGAGCCGGCGCGAUGACAUGGAGUCUCUAGGAUAUGUACUCAUGUACUUUAACAGAACCAGCCUGCCCUGGCAAGGACUUAAGGCUGCCACAAAGAAGCAGAAGUAUGAGAAGAUCUCAGAGAAGAAGAUGUCCACACCCGUUGAGGUUCUGUGUAAGGGCUUCCCCGCAGAGUUUGCCAUGUAUCUGAACUACUGCCGUGGACUGCGCUUCGAAGAGGCCCCUGACUAUAUGUACCUGCGCCAACUCUUCCGCAUUCUCUUCAGGACUCUGAACCAUCAGUAUGACUACACGUUUGACUGGACCAUGCUGAAACAGAAAGCUGCCCAGCAGGGGGCCUCCUCAGGGGGCCAGGGCCAGCAGGCACAAACUCCCACAGGCAAGCAAACUGACAAACCCAAGCCUAACAUGAAAGGUUUUUAGCUCCACAGAGGCGGCACCAUGACCAAUGCACCCUUCUUCUGGACAAGCAACCAACAGAAAGUCUGUGUCUCUCCUUCCAUAUUAACUAUCUAUGUAACGGAAAUGUAUAGAUCUACAGACACCUGUCCGCUGUCUCAUCUAUAUAUUCAUAUGUAUAUAAUAAAUCUCUCCAGUCCAGACUGCACACGUGUAGGCAGCCGCUGGACGUGGACUGUAGCCCUGCCCCCAUCUGUUCUUCCGCCUGUUUCUGUCCUGUCAUUGUAGACUUUUGUAAGGUUUAUUUGAACCUCUAAUAAGAUAGUUGGCUGUUUUUGUUGGGGUUAUUUUUAUUAUUAUUUUUGGGAAGGUGAAAACCAGAAAUGUUUUGCUCUCUCCUAAUUUUACUUUUAUCAAGCAAAUGUAAAAGAUGUAAAACUUUGAACUGGUUUUCCUUGUUGAGAUGAUUCAGCCCUGGAUGAAAUUUGAGAGUUUAAAAAAAUCACAUGUUGGACUUUUUUCUUUUUGUUUUGUGCUGAUUAGGAGUUUGCCUGUUGAUGAACAGUGGUCGAGGUAGAAUGAAGCUCUGGCUCUCUCCCUUUCUAUUUAGAGUUCUGGAUUACUAUUAAAUCUGUUGUAAACCUAUGGACUUCUCCAAAAAAUCCAAAUAAAAACAUUAUACAAGCCA